AUGACCCUGUGCACUUUGAACAGCCUGAGCAACCGUAUAGGGCGGCUCGGCUCCCACACCCUCCCCUUCUCUUCAGAAGAGGCCCGAGCAGUACCGGACGCGCUGAACCCCUCUCGGGCCGCAAGCUCCGCUCUGCCCCAGCCUGCAGCUCUCUCUGCAGCUCUCCCCUUGGGCUCCUCUCGCACAGGUCGGCUCCCGCCGUCCCUCCUGUGCGCUCUCCCGAACAACCUGCCUCCCGGGGCGGCCGGGAGUGGUAGGGCACGUUGUAAACAGCAGGGGAGGCGAGGGCCGGCGCUCUGGGGUUGCACCUGCCUGGAGGAGCCCGAGCCGCACAGGGACACCGGGCUGCUCCCUGGCGCCGACCCGUCCGGCCGCGCACUGGGAGGCCGGCGCUGUGCAGACCCGGACAGGCGCUGCCCUUGCCCGCCUCCUGCGGCCAGCCCGGCCCCGCCCGCGGGCCUCUCCGCCCUAGCAGGGAAGGAGUUAAGCUCCAGGCUGCUCCGCGUGAAUGUGGAGCUAUUAAUACCCACAGCCCCGCCGCUGGCCGCCACGCCACGGAGCGGAGGAGCAGGAGCGCCGGGAGCGAAGCAGCCUCCAGGCCCGCUCCAGGGCCAGAACUUUUCCCGGGGACAGCAGGACAAGGGGAGCCCCGCCCGGCCGGCCCAACCUUCAGCUCCAGGUCUCAGCCCACUCUCGGAGGCUACUGCGCCACCACCCCUGAGAGCAGAGCAAACUUUCUUAGGGGAGCCCCCAGUGCCUGCCGGCCGUCGGGGGGACAGCUCCUGGUCAGACACAUGGACAGAGGGACAGGUCGUCCGUGGGCCUGUCCUCCCAGCCACGCCUCCGAGGAACAGCAGCCGCGGAGGGGCUGAGGCCACCUGGACAGAGGAGGGACCUCUGUGUCCUGCCUGCCACCUCCAGGCCAGGACAGGAGCCCUGGGAGACAGAGCCACCGGCUCUCCCGCCCACCGGGACGACGGGCAACCUGAGGGAGAAGGCGCAGGCGGCGGGGGCGCGGGCGCGGGGCCCCGAGGCGGACAGGCUGCUGAUCCUGGCGCACGCUGGCUCGGGGACCCCUGCCCUGGCCCCGGAUGAGGCUGCCGAGGUCGUGCCCGGCCGCCCCUGCCCUGUCCUAGAGCUGCCUCCAGCCUGGCCCCUGGGCUGUGGAGCCGACGAUGUGCCAGCCUUCUGCUUGGUCUGCUUCCACAGGGAGGAGGAGGAGGAGGAGCCGCUGGGAGAGGUCCCGCUGCGGAGGACACUCCUGCCUCCAUCUUGCCACUUUCUAAGGAGUUCUGGAGUCCUUUUUGCUGAGUGCCUUUUGUUGUGUUAUCAUCUGCCUUGGUGUCCUGAGUAGAUUUAAAACCUUCCGUUGCGUGGUUGCUUUGUCCGGAGAAGAGGCCGAAGUUGCCCAGUGCCAGACCGGCGGAGUGAGGUGGCGUGGACACAGGCCCUGUGUGUACAGCUGCCUUUCUGUGGGAUGUCCCUUGGCGGCAGCGUCCCUGUUUUUUUGUUUGUUUGUUUGUUUUGU
Fukomys damarensis (Damara mole-rat) is the source of this 1528-nucleotide messenger RNA. RefSeq names its product basic salivary proline-rich protein 3-like. The coding region runs from base 1 to 1095 and encodes 364 amino acids. NCBI's taxonomy places the organism in Eukaryota, Metazoa, Chordata, Mammalia, Rodentia, Bathyergidae. The record is from RefSeq and is a predicted model, not a curated record. The transcript has 4 exons.